GUGCUAGGAGCUGCAAGCCCUCUGGGAGGUUUUCAGCCUUGGCCGGAGCCGCCUGACCCCCCCCCCCGGGGCCGGGAGGCUGCCGCUGGCCCGGGCUCAGCGGGAGGCUUGCUGGGACAGUCAUUCCUGACUCCAGCCGGUGUCCAGGCGGCUGUGUGCGGGCAGAGCGGAGCCACUGCAGCUCCGCUCGGACCAGACGGCAGCGGCAUGGCGCUCCGGGGAGCCUGCCUCCUCCUCUGCCUCCUCUCCCUCUCCCAGGUCUCCGGCCAGCAGAACGGCAAAGUCCGGCAAAAACCGGCGGCUGCCAAGAAAGAUGGUGUGAGCCUCAAAAUGAUUGAAGACCUGAAGGCCAUGAUUGACAACAUCUCUCAGGAGGUUGCUCUACUGAAGGAAAAGCAAGCACUCCAGACAGUUUGCCUGAAAGGCACCAAAAUUCACCUAAAAUGCUUCCUGGCAUUUUUGGAGACUAAGACAUACCACGAGGCCAGCGAAAACUGCAUCUCUCAGGGCGGCACACUCAGCACGCCCCAGAACGGGGAGGAGAACGAUGCCCUCUACGACUACAUGCGCAAGAGCAUCGGCUCGGAGGCCGAGAUCUGGCUGGGCCUCAACGACAUGGCCGCGGAGGGCAAGUGGGUCGACAUGACGGGCAGCCCCAUCCGCUACAAGAACUGGGAGACUGAAAUCACCACCCAGCCCGACGGUGGCAAGCUGGAAAACUGUGCAGCUCUGUCAGGGACCGCCAUCGGCAAGUGGUUCGACAAGAAGUGCCGAGAGCAGCUGCCCUACAUCUGCCAGUUCAUGAUCGUGUAGCGGCGGGGCGUCCCCCUGCCUGCCGCAGCCUGGAUGUACCCUCUGGGCAGCAGGAUUAUGAAGCUGUAGCUGUGUGUACACGUCCAUGCACAUCGCACACCCACAUGCACGUGUUCCAGUAGAGUCACCCUUUGCAAAGAGAGUUGCCGCGGCUCGCUGUCGGGUUAUAGAGUGCUAGAGCAUUUCCUUCGGCCACACCCAGCCCUGUGCGCAGCUGCACUGCUCUUCCUAAGGCACGAUUUAUAGAUAUAUUUUUUUACACAGGGAAUUUAUUAGGACAGCUCAGUUGUUUUGGCACAGUGCAGCAGUCCAGCCUGGCAUCCAGCUGCCUCGGUGGCCCAGGGCUGUCACUCUGCAGUGUCCUUUCCCAUUUUGCUGAGCUUUCUUGGGACACCAGCAUAGCCAGUUUCUGCUUUCUUCUCUUGUUUUGCUUCCCCAUAAGCCCUGGCAGCAAUCUGUGGGAGCUCCUUGUUCCUCACAGUGUCCCGAUUCAGCCUUGUAAGGAUCAAGGUCCUGUCUCAAUGGGCAGAGGGAGCUACUCCUGCUUUGCAUUGAGAGAUACCAUUGGGCUUAUUUGGCAUGGUACCAGCUGCUCAAGAGGUUGUCCAACUAGUCGUGUUAUGUUCAUGAAUAACUUGGCAAGUUACAGGCAUGUUUGGUCCUUUUCUCACCAGCCAGAAGCCAGUUUCACUGACUUCAGUGGAAGAGCAAGACCCAUUGCCAGAUAUUUGAAAAAAAUCCCAUCAGAAGCUUUUUUUGUGCUACAGUAUUAAGGGGGAAACAGUGAUGACUUGGAGCAUAGUUAGUCAACUAUAUUAUUGGAAAUAGAAGAUGUAUGUAUUACAUAAAUAACAUUAAUGUAGUACUGUUAGGGAAUAUGUUGCUAUAUAAAAACAACUAUGUAUUGAAAACAAGCCCCAGGAUAACUCACUCCAGCAGCUUAGGAAUGACCGGGCCUGUUUAUAUGAUGGGAACCCAGAUGAACUAGUCCAGUCUUUGCUGGUCCAGGUACGGUCCUUGGCAAACAUAAAUCUGCUAAGCACUGUUUGUGCCAAUAUAUUCAUGCCCAUCUGAAGGUCUGACCUCAGUGAUUUUUUACUGAGAAAAGGUUUAAAGUAAAAAAAAAACCAAAUAAACAGCAAUGGUGGGAAAGAAGUGCAGGUCACCCUGGCAGCUUAACAAAGCUUUGCUGGCUGUUGGCUAAAAGGUAUCAGUGGUCCUUUGCUGUCCAGUGCUUGGUAAUAACCCUUCCAGUUUGGGUCAUACACCCUGCACUUCCAGGUUGGAGGUGUCAAGACAGGAUCCUGCCCAUGGGGCAGGAUUCCACUUUUGCUGCUUUGUAUAGAAGCAGCAUGGUGUUAGGUCUUCCAAGAUAUCAAGUCUGAGCCAAGCUGGAAACACACACACGCACACAAAUGCAGAGUGCACGCUUCUGAGGUUGUCAUUAUUGCCAAACUCUCCACUGUUCAAAUGACUAUAAAAUAAAAAUAUCUAUAUAGCUUGCUGAA
Molecule: messenger RNA, 2321 nt
Organism: Corvus hawaiiensis (hawaiian crow)
Lineage: Eukaryota; Metazoa; Chordata; Aves; Passeriformes; Corvidae
Gene: CLEC3B
Product: C-type lectin domain family 3 member B
Exons: 3
Coding region: 208-813 (201 amino acids)
Source: RefSeq, a predicted model, not a curated record